CCGCCGGGGGAGAGGCCUCGCCGCAAGGCGGGCCGGGGGCGGCGACGGCGGCCCGCCUGCUGGAGGCGCUGGCCGCGGCCGCGGCGGCGGCGAGGGCACCAGACGACACCGACGACCCCGACGUGGUGGUGGCGGCAGAGACCACGGUGCAUUUUCAGAGGGGUAUGGAGUUGCCCGCGGGUUUUCAGGUAGCUUGGCAUGGGGAUCUGGGCCUGCACUCCAUCGCGGGCACCGAGCAGGCGAUCGCGGUCCGCCGGAUGAAGCGGUCGGCAGUGCCAGGCUACGCCCAGGAGGGGGUAGUCCCCGCCGCCUCCGCCGAGAACGACCGCCGCAUGGCCCUCCUCACGCCCGCACAGGCGGCGGCCGAGGCCGCCCCCGCGACCGCCGGCGCGGAGAAGGAGUCGAUGCACCUGCAGCUUCUGCGGGCGGUGUCCGAGGACAAGGCCAAGGACCUGCUCGGCAGGCUGCUGGCGGGCGAAGAGCAGCCGGCCGUCGAGGCGCCGCCGGCCAGCACGUGGCCGGACUACGCGCCGGCGGCGCCGCCGGGGCUCUGGGAGGGGGCCCGCGCAUCGGCGGGCGAGCUCGCGCGCAGGUGGUCGGCGCAGACGCCCGCCGUGGACCCCUCCGCCUACCUGCAGGCGUUCGCCGCCCGGGAGCGCUACCACCGGGUCUACCUCGAGUCCUUCUGCGCCGCCGCGCAGAGCGAGGUCGCCCAGGCCCUGUCCAAGAUCCAGCUCAUGAGGUGGAGCUCGCUUGUCCGCGCGGCCCUGCGGCGGCCCAGCCUCCGCCUGGGCGGCGGCCGCGCGAGGCCGCCGCCGCACAAGGGGCGCCGACCGACCGCGCCGGCGCCUGGGCCUGCUGGGAGCCAGCCUGCGCCGCGGCGGCAGGGCGCGCCAGCCCACGCGGCGCGCAGGGGCUGCGCGGGGCCGGCGUCGUCGGGUGCGGGGGCCCGGGUGCAGAAGGACCAUCGACCAUCCGCGCAUCCUGCGGCGCCCAAGAGCCGCGCGAAGCCGGCGGCGUCGAGUGCGGGGUCCCCAGCUUGGAACACUCCGUUGCCAACAGGCCUCGUGACCAGAAUUUGAGCGAAUGUCAGGCUCGUGGCCGCGGUGGACGGUAAUUUUCUGCCAGGGCACGGAUUCUGCGCUGAAUGGGCAGAGCGCGGCUAUUGUCGCGUGGUACAGCGUGCCCUCUGGCAUUGCCACUGAUUUCUCUCGCUUCGCGGGGUGCACGUCCAGAGCACGUUAAGACUGGGCGUGGGUGGUUUGCCCUGCUCGUCUGCUGCGGUGCUCUGCCAUGUCGCUCUGCCCGCCCCACUGCGUUGCCAGCGCCACGGGUGCGGAUGCGCCCCCCGUUGCGCUGCAGCGCCAGAACUAGCGUGCAAAUGUCCACGAGGGCAAUGAGGGUUGUGCCGCCGAUUGCCCGUUUCACAGUAGGGCUCCCGUUGCCACACGGGCGAUCGGAGUUCGGCGCUGUGCGCUCCGCUUUUGGCCUGCCUGGCCAGGGCAGCACGUCAGUUCGGCCAGAAAAAAAAGUCCGGCUGGCCGGCCUCGGCCCGCCGAAGCCGGCCACUCUGAAGUCGGCCGGCUGAGCUUGGCCAGUCUGGAAUCGGCCCAAGAGGAAUUCGGCCCGAGGAACUCGGCGCAGCUGGGCUCGGCCAGCUGGAAACUCCAUCGGGCCUUUUGAAAACUCGGCUGGGUAGCUCCGGCGCCUCCGGCUGCAGCGCGAGCGCUGGGUGAACAGGGCCAGAGAAAUCCGGCGCGAGAAAUCCGGCCCGCGGAGAAUGUGGCCAGAUGACUUCGGCUCGGUCGACUUCGGCCAGCUGGAGACUGACUUCGGCCCUUUAAACUUGGCUGGCGCUCCGGCUGCAGCGCGAGCGCAGGAUGAAGUCGGCCAGAUAAGUUCGGGCGGAGAAUUUCGGCCUGGAAAUAGGGUCGGCGGAUCACGUGAUGAGUUGUUGUUCCUGCAGCACGGCUCAUCUGCGGCGAAGAAUCAUAGGACGGGGAGCAGCAAUUGCACAGCGCAUCUUCUGUACCACAGUGCUGUUGUGGAUAUUUUUUGCACCGUUCCCAAGGUCUCACACCAGUGGAUCUGAGGGUUGAGUGCCUUGCGCGCCUUCCAAUGCGAGGCUCCCAGCUUGAAUCACUCACUUCUUUCCCUGUAGAAUUGCUUGCCGACCACUCUCUCUCUGGCAAGCAUUCUAACACUGCCUGCACUCAAUGAAGAGCUCGUAGCCCAUUUGUCGACGAACAGCUUUCACAGGCCGCUGCUAUGACCUUCGAAACUAUGGUCUCGAGGGGGGU
Molecule: messenger RNA, 2300 nt
Organism: Prorocentrum cordatum
Lineage: Eukaryota; Dinophyceae; Prorocentrales; Prorocentraceae
Source: the annotation of a GenBank genome assembly